AUGAUGUAAAACCAUAAAUAUUAUUUUUUUAAUUUGAUAUUGAAACACAAUAAUGGGAAACUAAGAUUUAAGAAGCUAAGAAAUUAAGAUUUUUGUAUAUUUUUUUUACAUACAUUUAAAACAAUAUAAACUUAAUGAAAGUUUAUAUUGUUCAUAGGCAAAGAAAAGCAAAGAAUCAUAUUCAAACAGAUGUAAAAAAAUUACAUUAUUUUUAUGAUCUUUUUCAGCUGUUAUGUGGUAAACGAACGAACGAAUGAAUAUACUUUAUUAAUCCCAGAGUCAGUACUUAUUCCUAAACAGAGUACUGACAGAACCUGAGCCUUCAUAGAUGUAUCACAUAUUUGAAAUAGAGGAAAAACUAAUGAAAAUUUGGAAUAAUUCAAGGACUGCUUAAAAUUUUUGAUUAAUUUGGACGAGGAUGAUUUUUUUUUUUUGCCUAUGAUGUCAAAAAUAUUCACCUGUACCAUAUAUAGCCAAUGACAUUAGUAAAUCUUAUUCUUUGCUUGUACAAGUUGAUGUGUGGACGUUGCAAUUUCUUUUUUUCUUUCUGUUCAUCGUCUUAGUUUGUAUUAUCUUAAAUAUGACAGAAAUACAAACCAAUUUUGAAGUUUCUCUACAAAGAAAAACUGCUCAUGUUGUUAUUGAAGGUGAAAACCAAUUUUACUCGUUUUUUAUAUCUAUUUUUAAUUUAUUUGAUGUAAUUUUAAAAAGGAAAAAAAAAUACAAAAAUACUUUAUUUAGGUAAAUGGCCACUGGAGAUCGCUGUCUAUUUCUGAUAAAAUAGCUUUUCACCCAGGUUUGGUCAGAUGUUUUUUCUCUGCUACUGAUGCAGCUGUAAGUUUAAAUCAAACUACAAUAAAUGAGUGUUUUCUUAUUGGACGUCACUGUGUGUUUUGUGUCUGUCUCUCUGGUUCAGCAGCUUUUAUAUCGCCAAAAACCCAACAUGCCUUCCAACAGAAAGCGAAAGUAGAUUGAGGGCGCAUGCAUAGGACGGCGGCGAUUUUACACGGACGGGAAAAAAUGCAAAGAGAGAGCUUAAUUUAAACUAAGCGAUUAAAAUAGACUAUUACUACACUUAUAUAUUUGCUAAUCUAAUGCUCAGAUUUUAAAUCAGCGUUCAAUUCGUGUUUUGUUUUGUUUUGUUUGCGGCCAAGCACCUCCUCUUUAGGGUUACGUCGUCACUACGGUUCAUAUUUUAAAAUUAUGGCGCUCAAAAUGUCACGCUCUGCGGUCCCGAUUUUAUUUUUCUUGUUGGGAAUCUUUAUAAAAGGUUUAGUGGCUGUGAUUGAAACCCAGCAGACUGUUUGGGCAGCAGUGGGAGACCAGGCCUCUCUGAGCUGCCAGCUCUCUAAAACUAAAGAUGUCCUCCAAGUCACCUGGCAGAAAGUCCUCCUCGAUGGAGAGAAGAACCUCGCCACUUACACCGAGAAGUAUGGUUCCAGAGUGAGUGCAGGACUGGAGGACAAGAUGGACUUUCAGUAUGAAUCUCUGCAGAGCUGCUCCAUGGUGAUCAGGAAGGUAAUGGAGGAGGAUGAAGGCUGCUACCGAUGUUUGUUUAAUUCUUAUUCUGAAGGAGCGCUGAUAGGCUGGACCUGCCUAAAACUCUACGAGCUGCAUGGACCCUUUAUUGAUGUCAGCAGAUCAAACUCUCCUCCAGGGUCGGUUGUGACCUGUUCAGCCACAGGUCGACCUGUUCCCAUGGUAACACUGACUGUUCUCCAUCAGAACCUCAGCUUCUCCCACUACAACACCAGCAGAGAGACCAACACCAACGGUACCGUCACCGUCACCACCACAGCUCUGCUGUCAGCUGUCAGCAGCACACAGGUUGGAUGUUCAGUAUCAGUUCACUCUGCUGCUCUCAGAGAGCUGCUGGUCACCGUUCCUGGACUCAAAAAGACGUCUGAUUAUGAGUUAGAGAAACAAUCUAGUUUACAUCCUGAUGAGAGUCAGGAGUCUAAAGAUCUGAAAAUCCCCUUGAUCCUUGGAGUUGUCGCUGGUAUAGUUUUGACUUGUGGUGUUGCAAUCAUCGCCCUCUGGAGACAUAAAAAUGUCAAAAACAGAGACGAUGAGAAUAACAAAACACCACUAAGACCAGAACCAAUGGGCAGGAACAUGACACCUUUAAUGAAGCUGACGAAUGAGGUUAAGCAGCGACUUUCUGCCAGGAAAAGUCCAGAGAACAACAACCUCAAAGCACUUCCUUCAGCGGCAAAAAGACUGAAUUUUUGCCGCUGACCUCUGACCUGACAGAUUGACAUGAGGGUUAAAGAUCCAUUGAGUUUUCAAAUUGCUUGAAAACUGAAUUGACCCAUUUGGAGAUCUAUUUGGUUGGAUAAACUAAACACUAAUACUGUUUGUAUUUCCUUCUAAUUCAUGUAAAGUACUUUGUAUUGCCUUUUUGCUGAAAAUAUACUGUAUAAAUAAAAUCACCUUACCUCAAGACGUGUGUAAAGCUGUUCUGUACUUUCUCUUUCUAUUGAUUUUUGUCGUCCUAAUGGAAAGGAAUGCAUUUUGUAUGCGUAGUUACAGCUUAUUUGCUUAAAUUUGCUUUAAUUUUUUUUUCUUCCUGAUGUCUGGUUACCAGCAGAACAACCUGUUUAAAUCACCAUAUUGUAAAAUAAUCUACUCCGUUACCCAUUUAGGGUAUAAAGAUUGUUAUCUCUGGGAAAAUAAGUUCUACCAUGAAAUGCAUUUUUCUUUCUUUUAGGAACAUUUACCUUAACGUCAUGUCUCAAAGGAACAUGAAAGGAGCGUAAGAUUCAUUUAACAGCCCCGUUGAGUCACUGCUAAGCAAAAUAAGCACAUUUGCACCG
Poecilia latipinna (sailfin molly) is the source of this 2816-nucleotide messenger RNA. RefSeq names its product OX-2 membrane glycoprotein-like. The transcript is spliced from 7 exons. Gene Ontology annotation, biological process: heterotypic cell-cell adhesion; negative regulation of neuroinflammatory response. The record is from RefSeq and is a predicted model, not a curated record. Bases 1204 to 2238 code for a protein of 344 amino acids. Lineage: Eukaryota; Metazoa; Chordata; Actinopteri; Cyprinodontiformes; Poeciliidae. Gene Ontology annotation, molecular function: cell-cell adhesion mediator activity. Gene Ontology annotation, cellular component: cell surface; axon; neuronal cell body.